AUGAGCCUGGGCUACCUGAGCAGGGUGUGCGCCAGGGUAGUGCAGGCCGCCGUGCGCGCGGAGCAGCCGGCGUCCACGAUGUCUAAGCCAUCACCGGUGGCGCAAGUCCCUCACCGCCGCUCCCGGUUCUCCGGUGGGAUGGCUGAUCAAACUCCCGUGGCGGCGAAGACGGCAGCAGGGACGACGAGGAAAGCGGAGAAGGAUGAGAACGUGAUGCACCUCAUCUGCUGGGGACCAGAUUAG
Messenger RNA from Triticum turgidum subsp. durum (durum wheat), 243 nucleotides. The record is from the annotation of a GenBank genome assembly. NCBI's taxonomy places the organism in Eukaryota, Viridiplantae, Streptophyta, Magnoliopsida, Poales, Poaceae.